This is a messenger RNA of Rhinichthys klamathensis goyatoka, 1648 nucleotides long. It is a transcript of the gene bcl2l12, whose product is annotated as BCL2 like 12. The transcript has 8 exons. The record is from RefSeq and is a predicted model, not a curated record. Bases 307 to 1440 code for a protein of 377 amino acids. Lineage: Eukaryota; Metazoa; Chordata; Actinopteri; Cypriniformes; Leuciscidae.
GAGCGAAGAGAGGGAGAAGCAGUCAGGACAGGUCAGAGGGUAGGCAGGAAGAAGAGAGUGCACAGCUAAAUAAAGACAGACAAGAUGAAGAGAGCAAGUGAAGGAGGGUGCAGACUCAAGAGCAUAUCAUCUCUGCUAAAGAGGAAAUAACUCUGAGGUAAGACAUCUGAGAGCAGAUGAAGCUUCGGAGAAGAAAAAGAUAGUUGCACGGACAGAUAUGAUUUUACAAAUAUAAAGAAAAGGCUUGAGGGUUUGUCAACUUUGGAUGACAAAGGAUGUUCCUGUGCAGAGAGGCUUUUUUAUGCGAUGGCAGACGUGGUGGUCAGGCCUGCAUCCCCUUCUCAGUCCAUCUCUCUCCUGGAGAUUAAAGCGGAGACGCGGAUGGUGCUGAAGUCUUUCCUGCGUCACUCGCUCUCGAUUCCUCCUGGUGAGAGGCCUGGAAGGAUUGGAGGAGAAUACAAUGACCCAAACAAAUUCAGUGCCUAUAAAAAAGACAAGAUAAGGAAAGAUGCGAAUGGAUGGGACUCUUUGGAUGAGGAGAUCAGUGCCGCAGAGGAGAAGAAACAUGGAAUAAAAAAUUUCAUAAAAAGAAGAUUGAGAGUUCGUUCGUCCACAAUCCGCUAUACUAAGAAAGACAGUAGCGCUGACCCGACUCCAAACAACAGCCUGGAGAAGCAGAGUCAGCCGGGCCAGUCCGACAAGCCAUCUGCGAAAGAAACACUAAGUUUACCCAGGAAAACAGAGGAAGAGAUAUUCGCUCCAUCAUCUGCGUCUGAAGAGGAAGGUGACAGAAAAUCAGGGAAGAAAAAGAAGAAAAAGCUGAAAUUAUCUGAUAUUCUCAAAAAAGUGUCUUUUAAAAAAGAAGAGCCUCGUCCUCGGCGCCCGGCCACGCUGCCUUUAAAAGAUGCUUCAGGUGUUCCACAACCUGAGGAGCAUCCUGCUUCACCAUCCCAUCCUCCUGAGUUUUAUGAUGAUGUGGCAGAAACUUUGGACAGAAUCGCACAGAAACACAGUGUAAAAAAGAAAUCCCCCGUUAAACCUGAGCCUGUGCCAAGUCCACCCAAAGUAAAUGACAAAGAAGCUGUGGUUCAGCAGCUAGUUCAGAUAUUGACUUCAGAGGGGGAUGCCAUUAACAGCAAGAUAAACACCAACCCCUUCCUGCGGUCCACCCUCUCCCGCCUCUCCUACGCAUCUUUUGCCAAACUCCUUGACACGUACGCCGGUCAGAGUGAAGAACCUCCUGUUCCCGCACCGGUCAGCCCUACGCUGCGGCGUCUCGCCAUCACCAUGGAUGUCUCUCGUCGAGUCGUCACAGCUACUGGUGUUCAGCGUCUGACAGGCUAUGCUGAACGCUACAUGGAGAGCUUUGCACCAUGGGUGAGGAGCCACGGAGGAUGGGAUAAAAUUGCACAUUUGGAUGAGGUCCUGGAGUGUGAUUGACCUCAGACCUUUUACUAAUGAACUCAUGAAAGUUCUCAAAUCAUGUAGCAUGACCUCUGUGAGGCAAAGAAGAAGAGAAGAACCAGCCAACUGGGGAAUUGACACUACUUGAUUAGAAAGUUUCUCUGCUGAUGUAUUUAUUAUUCUUUUGUAUUUUGGAUGUUUUUUUAUGUGCCAUUUUAUACCAAAAUACAUGAUGCCAAUCUUC